GUGAAAAAGGAACACCCAAUAUGUUUAGUUAAAGGAAAAAUUUGCCUUGAACACAAAGUACGUAGCAAAGCUUAUUGCGUUACUCUUGAGGUUGAAGGAGAAGACAAGGUUAUUGACAUUAAAUGUCACGAUUGUGCUGCAGCUGCAGGUGGAUGUAAACAUGCUUUAGCUUUUCUAAUGUGGGUUCAUCGAAGGAGCGAAGACCCUGCCCCCACAGAAAUUGCUUCUUACUGGCAGAAACCACGCAUGGCAAGUAUAGGCUCUACAACAAAAUUUGUUGCUGCCAGUCAGUUUUGGUCAGCAAAAAGUUCGGUUGCGGUUACAACAUAUCCCAAUAAUCAGCUGUUUUUUAAUGACCUUAUAGAGAAGGCAAAGAGUGAACAGAUAUACAGCCAAAUUUCAAAAUAUAAUUUUGAAAUAGAGGCAGAUCAAUUUAAUAGACUAUCAAUUCAUAAAUUAUUACUAAUGUUUAAAAAUAAUGGGGGAGUACAUUAUAGAGAUUUUGUGCAAUUUAUGUCGAGUGAAAUGAAUGAUAAUGUAGUAAAAAUUGCUGAAGAUGCUACGAAAGGACAAAGAAAAUCUUCAUUAUGGUACGAAUUAAGGUAUGGCAGGAUAACUGCAUCAAAAAUUUAUGAAGCAGGUAAUUGCAAAACAUCGGAUGGAACAUUAGUCGAAACCAUAAUAGGAGCCCAUAAAAUAAGGGAGACAAGAGCUAUGAAACGAGGAAUUAAAUUAGAAAAAGAAGUUUUAAGACGUGUGGAAGAGGAAUUGAAAAUAAAAUUAAAACCAUGUGGCAUCAUUUUGAAACGGGAAUAUCCAAUUUUUGGAGCAUCACCUGAUGCUAUAGCGGAUGAUUUUGUGGUCGAAAUAAAAUGCCCAAGUAGUGUAAAGGCUUUAUCAAACUAUAUAAAAGAUGGCUUAAUCGUAAAUAAGUACAAAGCUCAA
This is a messenger RNA of Anoplophora glabripennis (Asian longhorned beetle), 945 nucleotides long. RefSeq lists its product as uncharacterized. NCBI's taxonomy places the organism in Eukaryota, Metazoa, Arthropoda, Insecta, Coleoptera, Cerambycidae. The record is from RefSeq and is a predicted model, not a curated record. The annotation marks the transcript as partial. The transcript has 2 exons.